Messenger RNA from Engraulis encrasicolus (European anchovy), 2165 nucleotides. RefSeq names its product nuclear receptor subfamily 2, group C, member 2 (gene nr2c2). Gene Ontology annotation, molecular function: nuclear receptor activity; zinc ion binding; RNA polymerase II cis-regulatory region sequence-specific DNA binding. The record is from RefSeq and is a predicted model, not a curated record. The coding region runs from base 203 to 2089 and encodes 628 amino acids. The transcript is spliced from 15 exons. Gene Ontology annotation, biological process: positive regulation of transcription by RNA polymerase II; anatomical structure development; cell differentiation. NCBI's taxonomy places the organism in Eukaryota, Metazoa, Chordata, Actinopteri, Clupeiformes, Engraulidae.
GGGGAUAGGAGCGCGCAAGAGGAAAGGAGAAAAAAACGCCCCAGUACGCUGGCGGAACGGGGUCACGAACUAUGACCUUUCACAGAUGAGAAACAUAAACAAAUACUUUUCAUAAAGCCGACUUCCAAAUUCAACGUAUUUUAAUCUGGCAGGUGUGGCUGGAGCCACUCCACGCAGGCUUCACUCAUGACUUUGUAUCGCCAUGAGCACCAAUAUGGAGGUGCUGACUCAGCAGGCCGUGGCAACUGAUCAGGUGACAGAGGUGCAAACCUCCCCCUCAGACUCCUCCAUCAUGACUAGCUCUCCCCAGCGCAUCCAGAUUAUCUCCACCGACUCUGCUGUCAGCACGCCACAACGCAUACAGAUUGUGACGGAUCAGCAGACGGGCCAGAAGAUCCAGAUCGUGACGGCGGUGGACCCAACAUGCAGCCCCAAGCAGCAGCAGUUCAUCCUGGCCGCGCCGGACGGUACCGGGGCCAGCAAGGUGAUCCUGGCCGCGCCUGAGAGCCAGACCGCCAAACAGCUCAUCUUCACCACCGCAGAUAGCCUGGUGCCCGGCAGAAUACAGAUAGUGACGGAUGCGGUGUCUAUGGAAAGGCUGCUGGGGAAGGCAGGAGAGGUGGGCCGAGCCCAGCCUGUGGAGUACUGUGUGGUCUGUGGAGACAAGGCCUCAGGGAGGCACUAUGGGGCCGUCAGCUGUGAGGGCUGUAAAGGUUUCUUCAAGCGGAGCGUCCGUAAGAACCUGACCUACAGUUGCCGUAGUAACCAAGACUGCGUCGUCAACAAGCACCACAGAAACCGAUGCCAGUUCUGCCGCCUCCGCAAGUGCCUGGAGAUGGGCAUGAAGAUGGAAUCUGUGCAGAGCGAGAGGAAGCCGAUGGAGUUGCCGAGGGAGAAGCCGGCCAACUGUGCAGCCUCCACUGAGAAGAUCUACAUCCGCAAAGACAUGAGGAGCCCCCUCAUCGCCACGCCCACCUUCAUCACCGACAAGGACGGAACACGGUCUGGCCUGCUGGACCCUGGUAUGCUGGUGAACAUCCAGCAGCCUCUCAUCCAGGCAGACGGCACACUGCUGUUGGCAGCCGACACAAAGGCAGAGUCGAGUCAGGGGGACCUGGGGACACUAGCCAACGUGGUGACGUCACUCGCCAACAUGAACGAGGCCCUCAACAACGGAGACGCCAUUGCCGACUCGCCACAAGAGGAGGAUGAAUCUGCCAGUGAAAUCACACGUGCCUUUGACACGCUGGCCAAAGCGCUGAACCCCAGCGAGGCGGGGGCGGGGCAGGACCUGGGUGAGUCAGAGUGUGUGGGCGGAGCCACCAUCCAGGUGAUCAGUCGCGACCAGGUGACACCACUCAUCGAGGUGGAGGGACCGCUGCUCACCGACACACACGUCACCUUCAAGUUGACGAUGCCCAGUCCGAUGCCCGAGUAUCUGAAUGUCCACUACAUCUGUGAGUCUGCGUCACGCCUGCUUUUCCUCUCUAUGCACUGGGCACGCUCCAUACCAGCCUUUCUCGCUCUUGGGCUGGAAUGUCACACAGCACUGGUGCGAGCGUGCUGGAAUGAGCUCUUCACGUUGGGCCUGGCCCAGUGCUCACAGGUCAUGAACCUCUCCACCAUACUGGCGGCCAUCAUCAACCACCUGCAGACCAGCAUACAGGAUGAGAAGCUGUCUGGGGAACGCAUCAAGCUGGUGAUGGAGCACAUCUGGAAGCUCCAGGAGUUCUGCAACAGCAUGGCCAAGCUGGACACAGACGGAUACGAGUACGCCUACCUGAAGGCCAUCGUGCUCUUCAGCCCAGACCACCCAGGCCUGAAUAACAGCGGCCAGAUAGAGAAGUUUCAGGAGAAGGCCCAGAUGGAGCUGCAGGAUUAUGUGCAGAAGACCUACCCAGAGGACACCUACAGGUUGGCGCGUAUCCUGAUGCGUCUCCCUGCGCUGCGCCUGAUGAGUUCGGCCAUCACGGAGGAGCUCUUCUUCACCGGCCUGAUCGGCAACGUGCCCAUAGACAGCAUCAUCCCCUACAUCCUCAAAAUGGAGACCGCCGACUACAACAGCCAGAUCACCGGCACUACCGCGUGACACCACCCGCACACACUCCCACAUAGAUUUCAUUGUGGUGUGUGUGUGUGUGUGUGUGUGUGUGUGUGUGUGUGUG